AUGGAUCCACACUUAGAAUCUCGCUUGAGCCGGUGGUUGCAUGAAGAACAAGAUGAUGAAGAAGUGAUUCAAAGUGAAUCUGGUGAUGGGGAAGAAGGAGUACAACCAAUGGAACAGGAAGACCUGGCACAGGAAGCCGUUAACGAAAACCAUGCGUCAUCGUCUGAAGAUGACAUGCCUCUUUCUGAACUCGCUCAAAACAAUACACGAGACGAUGUUUAUGUAUCUAGAAAUGGAACACGGUGGAGUAAAACAUGUACUGCUGCAACACGGGUAAGAUCUCAAAACAUCCGGUUUAGACCUCCAGGUCCAAAGGGUGCUGCAAGAAACGCUGAAACGCCAUUAUCUUGUUUCGAUCUAUUUUUUGAUGCGAGUAUUUUCGAUAUCCUUGUUACUUGCACGAAUAUUUACAUCGAUAAAAUACAGAACCGUUACCAGAGAGAGAGAGAUGCAAAGAGAACUGAUUUGGUUGAAAUGAAAGCGCUAAUUGGAUUGUUACUAGGCAUAGGAGUCUCGCAUUCAGGUCGUCGUAAUCUCAAUGACUUCUGGGACAAUUCCAAAGGUACAGGGCUGCAGCUUGUAUACUGCACUAUGUCUAUAAACCGAUUCAGGUUUCUUUUACGUGCCCUUCGAUUUGAUGAUGUAAAUGACAGAGAAGAACGACGUUGCCUUGAUAAAUUGGCACCCAUUCGAGCAAUUACACAAAAGAUGAUUUACGUUCUCAGUGGAGUAUCUGGAUUUGCGUAUAAAAUCGAACCCGAAACUGGCUCAGAAAAUGUGGUACUGCCCAACGAACCUGAUCUUGGUGCUUCCUCAAAUGUUAUCGUGCGUCUAUCAAGAGAAAUACCUCGCAACCAUAAUUACAGAUUAUAUUUUGACAAUUACUUUACAAGCUUGCCACUGCUAGAAUACUUGUCACAAAACGGUAUACUGAGUCUUGGUACAAUACGCCGAAACAGGAUUCCAGAUUGCAAAUUACCUACAGACAAAGAAAUAUCCAAAAAAGACAGAGGCUAUUCUGUUGAGUAUGUUGCUAAUGUCAACGGUGUGGAUGUAGCAACCGUAGCCUGGAAAGUUAACAAAGUAGUAAAUUUAGCAUCCAGUUUUGUCGGAGAAAUGCCAAAAGCACAGGUGAGGAGGUAUGACAAGAAGACCAAGCAGUACAUAACAAUUGAUCGUCCAAAUAUUGUUGGAGAAUAUAAUCGCCACAUGGGUGGCGUAGACCUUAUUGAUAGCAUCAUGGGAUGCUACAAAAUACGGCUUCGUAGCAAAAGGUGGCAGGUUAGAAUGUUUCAUCAUUUAUUGGACUUGAGUAUGGCAAACGCAUGGCUUCUUUACAAAAGAAUUCAUAAGGCUAAGGGAUUGCAGGAAAAACAUUUGAACUCGGCUGAUUUUCGGCUUCAAGUUGCUACAACUUUAUGUAAGCUUAGUGUACCAUCGAAGAUAAAGAACCGUCGAUCUAUCGAAAACGAACUUCAAUCAAAACGACACAAAGGUCCAGCACAACAUGUUCCUCCAGUGGCAAUCAGGCAGGAUCAGACAGGACACUGGCCUGUUUGGACAGAAAAGAGUGUGGCGUUGCUUUGUGCUACCUUUCACCUAAGUUACCUUUAUGAUGCAGUGUGA
Molecule: messenger RNA, 1626 nt
Organism: Parnassius apollo (apollo)
Lineage: Eukaryota; Metazoa; Arthropoda; Insecta; Lepidoptera; Papilionidae
Source: the annotation of a GenBank genome assembly